This is a messenger RNA of Linum trigynum, 4773 nucleotides long. The record is from the annotation of a GenBank genome assembly. Lineage: Eukaryota; Viridiplantae; Streptophyta; Magnoliopsida; Malpighiales; Linaceae.
UGUUAGUACUAUCUGAGGACAGCACAGCCACAUGAGCACCUUGGAUGAUGUCAUGUUUGACCCCCCUUGUUGUUGAGUCUCAACACUUAGCCAAAUUACUCACCACCAUUUCUACUUGGGUGGUCGACGCUUGACCCUCUUGCAUGACAUCAUGCUUGACCCUCUUGCAUGACAUCAUGCUUGACCCCCCUGUGGUUGGGUUUCAACACUUAGCUGGAUUUCUCUUCCUUUGUCGCCACAUUCUAAGGGUAUUCGUGUGCUUGAUGGCCCCCAUUGUAUGACAUCUUGUUUGACACCCCGGUGCAAGGUAAGUGGGCAACAUGGUUGAUAGACCGUCAUUUACACAUGUUUUUACCCCCAUUCUUACACCGUUUGAGGUGUUGAUUCUCGUGUUUUAGGCCGAUUUCACGCUAGGUUGUGCUUGUUUGUGAUGUUUCAGGUCCUAGUACGUGAAUGAAGGCUUAGGAGCGAGUCUGGGGUCGAUUGGAUGAAGAACGGACGAAUGGCGAGGUUUUUGGGGAGCUGCACGGCCAGACCACGGAGGCUGCACGGCCGUGCACGUGAGCAAUAUGGCCGUGCGCCUUAUGCCGAGGACACGCACGGGCAACCCCUGAAGCUCGCACGGCCGUGCACCCUGGCCGUGCGAGAGGGCUGAAGUUCGACUAAAUGACACGCUGCGUUUUGAGUUGCACGGCCAGAAUGGUGAUAUGCACGGCCGUGCACCCUGGCCGUGCGAGUCGGGAUUUCCUGGUUUUAAGCCAAAUUCCGAACCAAAGAAGAGGGAGAGCUGGGUUUUUGGAUCCCAAACACCCAAGGGACGAACCCUAGAGAGAGAGAGCGACUUGGGAACAUUCUUGGAGCUAUUUUGGAGGAUUUCUUCGCCAUUGGAGCUCGGGAAUCAAGCUUGGAGAUGGAGAUUGAAGAUCUAGAUCAGAUUUCUGCAGUCUCUCUCUUCUCUAUGGAGUAACUUCCCUUCACUUAGGUUUUGAGGAACCCUAGUUCCAUGAGUUAGGAUCUUUCUUGUAUGAAGUUUUGGAUGCUAUAUUGUUUGAUUAUAAUCGAAUGAUGCAUGUUUAUUGAGUCAAUUGAAGUCUGAUCAACUUUUCCUGAUUCCUGCUGCAAUCUGAGAUAGAUAGAAUCUGAUUAGGUUGCUAGAGUCUCAUCAUUCGAUAGUAGGAGAUUGGCUAUACGAGAGUUAGCCAGUUUACUGCUUUGUACUGGAAUCCAAUUCCAGUAGUGGAGUUCUGUGCUUAUUGCUUCAGCUUUCUAUCCCGGUGAAGACUAGUCGUCUGCCGGAUAGUUAGACUGAGAGGGCUUGGUCAGCUUAAGAGAUUCCAAGCUACUGUCGGAUCUUCCGCAGUUUAAUCAACAGUAAAUCAACCAAAAGGAAUUACAACUUGGACCUAAUUGAGGAGCUAGGGGGAAUCAUACCUAAGUGAGUUCCCAAACUGUAAUUAGUAGUUUUACUUAGUUGAGUUAGUAGAGUAGUUUAGUUAAUCAACCCUUAAUCUAGUUUGCUAGAUAAUGAACUGAAGCUGAGUAAUAGUAACUCUAGAGACCCGUGGAUUCGAUAUUUAUUACUUGUGCCACUAUACUGCAGUCCCUUUCAUUGGUUACACUUGGCCAUUGUUAGGUGUUGUGUUUUAGAGCAUCAAGUUUUUGGCGCCGUUGCCGGGGACUUUCUAGAUUAUUAGGAAAGGCGGAAGUUUGUUACUUUAGCGUUUUUCUUUUGUUUUCCACCCUUGCUUUUCACUUGGGUGUUUUUUGUUUUUGUUGGUGCAGAUUUGAAUCAUGGAUCCUCAUGUCUUCUCCAACAAUUGGGGGUAUCCACCACCACCCGAGUGGUAUUACCCUGAGACUCCCUACAGCAAUCAAGGAGGAGAAGACUAUGGAUUCGGGUUCCAGUACCAACCCCCUUUCUACGGAGAACAACCAGACCCCUGGGCAUAUCAAGAACAACCUCAUUACCAAGAAGACUUUCUCCCACAACCAGAAGGGCCAUAGGAGCUGGAGUUACCCAUGGCGGCCUUCACGGGCCACUCUGCAGAGCCAUGCUACACUUCACUAGAAGAUCCGAACAAACAAUUAAGGCUUCUCGUGGAGCAGUUUGCUCGAGACACUGAGAAAUCAUGCUCCAAGAUGGAUCUUCAAAUCAAAGCCCUUGCCACUUCCGAUCCCUCAUUUCUCCAUGAUAUGGAGGAGACUGUUCAGCGCUCAGCGAAGCAAACAGAGUGGGUGAAGCAAGUUUGCUCACAUCUUGCUCAAGAUCACCUUUCUGCUACCACGCUAGAAGAGGUGGAGGAUGACAAAGGCUAUGGGAGCGUUGAGGAGCCUACAGAAGUUAUCACAGAGAACUCCCAUGAUAACCAUGAUCGGGAAAGUCCUUUGGUUGCAGACCACACCUUUCCUCAUUUAUGCUCUAACAUGCUGGGCCCGUGCGAGGAGAUGCAAGAUGAUCCCAUUGAAGAAAUUGCUUGGCGACUUGCUCUCCAAUCUGUUCUAGAAGAAGAAGAGCGAGCAAGGAUGAGGAAGAAAGUUGUGGAUGAUGAGGAAGAAAGAAAAGAAGAGGUGGUUCUUGAUCUUUUCCUAGGGGAGAGACCACAUUUUGAAGAAGGAAGGGGGGUUGAGGAAGCAAUUGGCGUCCAGGCUGAGGAUGAAGUUGAGGUGGAAGAGGCAUGCACCGGCCAUGAGUUGCAAGUAAUAUCCCCACCAAACUUUGAGGAACUGCUUGGCAAGGACCCAUUUGCAGUGUCUCUUUGCCAGACCAAGGCCACAUCGACAUCAGUCCCUCUUGGUGGACGCGAUGGUGGCCAAUCGAUGCUGUCUUAUCUGGUUUGGGGCAAUGAGACGAGAGAAGAGAAGAAGAGGUCUCGAGGGUGGAGACUUCAUCUGCAUCAAGUACAUGAGCCUUCAUCACCUGCCAUACCACAUGCUCGUGACUUGAGACUCCACCUCAUCGACGAGAACCUCAACUUCAAGGAGGUUCUAGCAUGGACCGAAACUUAGGAGCCAUCGUCCGGCUCACGACGUGAAAGAAGCGCUUGUUGGGAGGCAACCCAACCAGUCGGUUUGCAUUUCUUUCUCUAUUUCUCCUCGGUUGAGUCAGUUUUGUUAUUUGAUUUUAGAGUCAAUAACUCAACCUUUGUGAGAUUUUGUGUGGUGUUUGUGUUCUGAUUACUCUCUCUUCCUGGACUGCACUGCCUGACCCGUACAUCAUCAUUCACCCUUGAUCUGGUAACUUCGUUCAACCCUCCUUAUCUUUCCUCCAUUGAGGACAAUGUCGUGCUUAAGUGUGGGGGAGUUAGGUGUUCGAUUAUGUAUGCGGGUGAAUGUUUGGCUGUUUGUGUGCUUGGAGCCUAGUCCACUGUCUAAAUUUUUAAAUUUGAGGGCUCCAAGUACGUGUUUCCUUGCAAUUGCCUGCUCAGUAUGCUUUGAAUUGACAGUCUUUACAGUAAUAUGCAACCUAGGGAGGUAGUGUAGCACUAUGGAGGAUGUUGAUGCAUUUAAGAAGUCUCAUUUCUUCUUCAUAUAAAGUUGGUUGAUUGAGUGAAUUAGUGAUCUUAGGACUCUUGAAUUGUGUGGUGUUGUGGAUUUUCUACCUGUCAUGGACUCUUGUAUCAUGUUUUGAAAGUAACAGGUGCUCGAAAAUGUGCUUCAAAAUAAACGUCUCCCGUGCGAAUAGGGCGAAAGUGUGUAAGGGGAGACGGGAAUUCGUUCCCAAUUUCCACCUACUACCUCCAGCCCCCUUACAUGUCUUUCCCCCGCACGAGGCUCGAGACAUCCGCUCCUGGCAUGGCCGGUAAGAGCAGGUUGGGACCCUUGAAAAAGAAAAGAAAAGAAAAAUAUCAGAAAACAAGCAAAACAGGAAAAAAAAAAGGGGGUUCCAACCAUCUUCAAGAAUAAAAUAGAGCACCUUGAAAAAUGUGAGUCCAUGAUCUUUUGUUUUUGAGAAUCUCUUCAUCCACAAUUCAUUUGUCCUCUGUUCACUAUUUGCCGUGAUGCCGACUCGCCGAAGAAGUUAUGAGAUGACUUGUGCGUCGGUUGACCUCGUAAGUUGCUAAAUGAUCUAGGAAGUCCUCUACCUACGAUCUGGGUUGUUUGUUGCUAUAGAGGUCUGGAGAGUUGCAUUGGUUUGAGUUAGGUUUGCUUGGGGACAAGCAAACGGUUAAGUGUGGGGGAGUUUGAUAGACCGUCAUUUACACAUGUUUUUACCCCCAUUCUUACACCGUUUGAGGUGUUGAUUCUCGUGUUUUAGGCCGAUUUCACGCUAGGUUGUGCUUGUUUGUGAUGUUUCAGGUCCUAGUACGUGAAUGAAGGCUUAGGAGCGAGUCUGGGGUCGAUUGGACGAAGAACGGACGAAUGGCGAGGUUUUUGGGGAGCUGCACGGGCAGACCAGGGAGGCUGCACGGCCGUGCACGUGAGCAAUAUGGCUGUGCGCCUUAUGCCGAGGACACGCACGGGCAACCCCUGAAGCUCGCACGGUCGUGCACCCUGGCCGUGCGAGAGGGCUGAAGUUCGACUAAAUGACACGCUGCGUUUUGAGUUGCACAGCCAGAAUGGUGAUAUGCACGGCCGUGCACCCUGGCCGUGCGAGUCGGGAUUUCCUGGUUUUAAGCCAAAUUCCGAACCAAAGAAGAGGGAGAGCUGGGUUUUUGGAUCCCAAACACCCAAGGGACGAACCCUAGAGAGAGAGAGCGACUUGGGAACAUUCUUGGAGCUAUUUUGGAGGAUUUCUUCGCCAUUGGAGCUCGGGAAUCAAGCUUGGAGAUGGAG